AUGUCCGUGGCCAGACUGCGACUUGGUCUCUGCCUCCACACGAGAUCAUUUACAUCAUCAGCACCUUGCUUGUUCUACCAUUCAACCCAAAACAAAUGGAUCGGUCGCUGGAAUUACCUCCGGCGACGGCGCGAAGACGCAAAUGACGAGGAUUCUGCAGCACGCGAAAAUGAAGAAGAGGCUGCAAAAUCGGCAAUACUCGAAAAGUCUUUUGAAAGUAGACAGCCAACAGACCUCAUGCUCCGAUGCACCGUCCUCGACUCUGCAGGAGUCGUCAAGACGAUCAGCGGCAGCUUUAAAAAAUCAGACCUUGCGUCAGAACACAAACUCAACCCUCGAGACCUACGCAAGAUAGAUUCCCGCAUUCCAAACCUCGUCCCGACAAUUCUCGUCCGCAAAGAGGCCUUUCUCGUCAACAUUCUCCACAUCCGUGCACUCAUCAAAGCCGACACGGUGCUCUUGUUCGACACGUACGGCAGCGCCGACUCGCGACUUCACUCCAUGUUCCUCUACCACCUCGAACACAACCUCAAAAAGGCACCCUCCAAUUCGUCCUCCUCUAGUAGCAGUACAUCAAUGCCCUAUGAAUUCCGCGCACUAGAAUCCGUCCUCCUCUCCGUCCUCUCGGCACUCGAAUCCGAAAUGGUCUUUACACGACACCUCGUCGGAGGAUUGCUCGCCGAACUCGAAGACGACAUUGACAGGGACAAGUUUAAACGCCUCUUGCAUUACUCGCGUCGGCUCAGCAACUUUCAGAAUAGAGCAAAGCUCGUCCAGGCUGCCAUUGACGAAGUGCUCGAGCAAGACGAGGACAUGGAUGCCAUGUACCUUUCCGAUAAGAAAAAGGGUAUCAUCAAAGAGGAGCCAGACCACGAAGAGCUCGAGGUCUUGUUAGAGUCGUUUUCAAAGCAAGUGGAAGAAAUCGUCAACGAGUCCGAAACAACCAUGGCAAACAUUUCAUCCACACAGGAAAUCGUCGAACUCAUCCUAGACGCAAACAGAAACAACCUCCUCGCCCUCGAUCUCAAAGUCUCUAUAGCCACAAUGGGUCUCGGUGCAGGCGCCCUCUUUGCGGGUCUCUUUGGCAUGAACUUGAGAAACGAAAUGGAGGAAAGCGUAUUGGCGUUUGGCACCGCGUCCUCGAUAGCCGUCGGACUCGCCAUCGUCCUGGCUUGGGCGGGUAUGCGAAAAUUGGAUCGAAUACGUCGUGUUGGGCUCAGCAUGAACCACAGCAAACGAGCAGACCGCAUCUCCGUACCCAUUCGCACCUCGCUCUCCAGACGAGAACCACCACUAUGA
This is a messenger RNA of Serendipita indica DSM 11827, 1299 nucleotides long. The record is from the annotation of a GenBank genome assembly. NCBI's taxonomy places the organism in Eukaryota, Fungi, Basidiomycota, Agaricomycetes, Sebacinales, Serendipitaceae.